UAUACAUCUGAAAGAGGACACGAAAAGAUGACGACCGCCAGAAGCAACCGAGGUUCACGGACCAGUCGAGUGGACAACAAGGACGGCGUUGACGCCAACACUUGUGAAAAUGGACAGGAUUCAGAUGAUGAGAGCAUCAGUGAUUGCCUGGAUGAUGAGUCAUGUGACAAUGACGACAUUCCGAAUCGCCGCAUGGACGGCUUAAAAAAAGUGGAAACUCCUCGAGGAUCUGCGAAAAAAGGUGGACUACUGAAGACAAUACGUUUGACGCGUAAUCAGAGAACCCAGAGCGCUCGUUCGACACGAGACUCAAUCAGUGUAGAUAACCUGUCCGACCGUGACCUUGAGUGGCUACAAGGUGAUAAUUUCCUGGGAAGACUCGAAAAUGAAGAAAACCUGGAUACUGAUGUCUUACAGAAGGAAGUAGAUACGCUUCCGAAGAAAAAAACUAAAACGUGUCGCCAUCGGAUGGAGAGGUUCCUGACGAGCACCCCGUGCCAGAUCAUUGUCCUCUUGAUAGCAUUCCUUGAUGCAGUGGCGGUGGUAACGAGCGUGAUCCUGGACAUGGAAAGUCAUCGGGUGGAGACAGAGCAUCUGAAGUGUCAGCGUCACCAUCUUGUUUGGAUUCUACUAAACCUUGAGAACACACCUAAUAAAACAAGUGAACAUUUCGUUAUUCCGGAUACACAUGGAAUAGACGGGGGCUUAACUGGCAGCGCCUUCGUCUACGAACUAUUAGAGAGAUUCGAGGCAAGCAUUGACAGGAAUCAGAAAAACAAUUAUGAAACUACUGGAAGCCCAAAGUCCGAUGCUUCGUCAGACGUAGCGGACAAUGUCGCGUUUCAGCGGUCGCCCAGGGCACUCACAGCCGGUGAGAUGACCUUGCGGACACCGCCGUAUCCACCUGACGACUACAGCGCAACCGCUUUGCCAGAUUUUAUUGACAGUGACGCAGUUAACAACCAGUACGGGAAACUUCUUGUUGCCCCGGCCAUGAACAACCCGAGGAAAGAUAUUAGUCAACGUUCAGGAGAUGCUGAUGUGGGGAAUGUCGAUGCGUUGGCCUCAUUUAUGGUCCCGCCGCCACCUCUAAAAGACUGCUUGCAGAUCACGGCGCGGGCGGAGGAGUUAAUCCACAUUUCUCAUAUGCUACAUUACACCAGUAUCGCACUGCUCUCGGUGCUGCUUCUAGAGGUGAUACUGAAAGUUAUCGCCAUGGGCUCGGAUUUCUUUCACCACAAAUUGGAGAUCAUGGACAGUAUAGUGAUCCUAAUCUCCUUCAUUCUCGACCUCGUGUUCAUCCAGGACCACGAUAAAAACCUCGCCGUGGCCAUCUUCUUAUUCAUCUGGCAGAUGCUAAGGGUGUUGUCAGCGCUCAUCAACCACAACAAGAAGAGAGUCGAAUUCUUGAUGCAGGUGAUGAAGGAAAGCAACCUCAAGUUACACCAGCAGAACCUGUUAUUGCGGCGCAAGGUUAAACAGAAAAAGAAGCAACUUGGCAAUCUUCAGCAGUUUUGCGAGGAGCUCGGCGCCACGGAUGACCAGAUACAAGACUGUCUCUCUGGCGUGCCCACCCAUGUGCCGCUGAAAACAAGGGCUGCCUCCAAGGCGAAAAAUGUAUUAUCCGCUUCCUGCGAGGCGUUGUCAACUUUUAAGAAGUGGACGUCACGUUCCCUGUCUACCGGUCUCCCUCCACUCGCCAUCGCUUUUGCCAAGAGCCCUAUGGAGAGGCGACGCCGCAACAGCGCGGGCAGUGAACCGGCACCCGCGAAAAGCCCGGUCCGGUUGAAAUCACUCCAGUACACCUCGUCCUUCCUUGACAUUGACUUAAGGCAGAGAGGAAAGCCCCAUUUGGGCGCAGGAGACAUAUGCUCCAGUUCCGAGGACGGGAGUUUGUGCGAGUUAGGGCCACGUGGUCCCUCCAGCGGUAGAGAGUCAAGCAUCGGCAGUAAUGGUUCUCUCUGCGACCUGGAUUCGAUGUCGGCGACCCCGAACGCCUCCCCGGGUACUUCACCACCUUUAAGGCAAAAAGGGAGCGAUUUCAUUCUUGAAAUGGAGGGGAUUAAAAACGCCGGCUUCUUAGAGUUCAACCAGGGGAGAGAGAUAAGUUGUGGCUCUGAUUCGGAACCGCCCUCCUACGGCGUUGCAAUGCUCUCUAGUAAAGGAGGAGACGAGAUAUACCAGACGUUCAUCGGCGCACGCCGGUUGACCAUGGCAUCGAAUGAGGUCGAGGAGUGCGACCGAAACACGAAACUGUGAUAUCCGUAUUCGUACAUGAUGAUUGAACACUUGUAAAAAGCAGGGCUAUAUUGAUAGCUCGCAAAUGAUAGGUCGGCAAAACUCAUCAUUAAGCCAGAAUCGUAAGCAACUGCUAACCAGGUCGACUUUGGAAUUGUGAUAAUGUAGGCGAAUGGUCCGGCGGUUGGUAAAACCGGAUCCAACAGGCUGUGAGUCCCGCAACGACGACAACCAUGACGUAACAGAGUGUCAACACCUGGAAUGUAAUGAACAUUAAUUCACGAAAUUAUAUAAUGCAUGAUAAGCUUCUGUAAAAAAAAGCAAUAUAUGGGCAUGGCAGAGUUCACACGUAUAUUUUCAUAUUUGGUAGGCCUUGAGGGGACAAGGUUCAGUCAAUGAGCGAAGAGUCACUUUCACUUUUACACUUUGUCAUCAGGUGCACCUUUUCUAGCCCUGACACUUAUUCGUUCAUUGAGGAAUGAUAUAAAUGCCUGCUAUGCGAGGAAAGCCUCCAUGGUGCGAGAUUCAGGAUAAGCUUUCGCUGUGGUUGAAGAUCAGAACAUCUUCCAUUGUCUGCAGGCAACCAAUAGAAAAAGUUAGGUGGUCAUAUUUGUGAAGGAAAAGGUGUGUUUUUUAUUAUGUGAUAUUCUAGCUUUUCUUUUUUAAUGAUAGGCCUUGCGUGAGGGACAUUAGCUUAUAUGGCUAAAGUGUGAGAUGUAUUAUCCCAUCGACACGUCAGGUUUGUGACAUUCUUCGAUAUAGAUUGAGAGUUGAUAUCAAUGCCUGUCAAAUGUUAGCCCAAUACCGCUACGCUAGUCGUCCUUUUGGGGAGGAAGUAUUGGUCUAGGGCCUACGUGAGGUCCAAGUUUGGCACACAGCAUGACAUGUAUGUGAGAUAUUAACUGUAGGUUGUGGUUCAUAGUUUGUGUUUUAACAAUGCUGCCACGCAACAUAUCAACCGAGGAUUUGGUAUUGACGAUCAUCUAUUGUGAAUGCAGGUCACCAUGUUCAGCCAACUAUGGCAUCGUCUCAGACACAUUGUGUACUGCUUUGCAUGUUAUUUAGUUCACGAAUAUGAAAGCCUGCCCGAAAUACAUAAAUGCACCCACUCCGGGUGUAAUGCUAGUGAUGAGAAGGCCCGACGUAUUGCAUGAUAUCAAAAUUCUAAUCCAAAUCGAAGUAUUGUGAGGCCUUGUUUUGAAAAUUCAUGAAAUCGACUGGAUUAUUCAGUCCUGCACUUUGGUAAGGAAUCAACUUAGGUGCGUUGUUAGAUAGAUAAUCAUUUGGUUAUCCGACAAGCGCUAUUUCAAUUUAUAAUUAGGACAGGGUUGACACAUUCAUUUCAAAGUUGACACAAGUCGCAUCAUAUUUGCCGAAUUUCUAAUGACUUCUGUGUGCUGCUAAUGCUGCUAUUCCUUGUCUCACUGGACUGCAUAAAGUAACUGGCUUCGGGACAAAAGUUCGGGUGGACACGUUUAGAGGAUUUAGUUACCAGUUUAUACCGUUUCAUUCAAGAUUUCGGAGACAGCUCGUGUGAGGCCGUAUUUCAUCAACGGAACCUUCAGGAAGUAUACGAGUUUCGACCUCAUUAGCAUUUUAAUGAUGCAUUUCGAUGUUGAUACUGAGUAUGCCAAUAAGAUCUAUGCGAAUCCACAGGCAAAAGAAUAUCCGUCCACGGAUAGUUGACGGGGAUUAAUCAUGAACGUUCCAUCAAUCAUGGGCCAUCCAUGGAUAGUGGAUGGAGAAUCUCCAUCAACUAUCCAUGGCUAAGCCUCCGUGGAUGGAACGUUCAUGGGCCAUCCAUGGAUAGUGGAUGGAGAAUCUCCAUCAACUAUCCAUGGCUGGGCCUCCGUGGAUGGAACGUCCAUGGGCCGUCAACUAUCCGAGGACGGACACUUUUGCCUGUCGACGAUCCAGCCGACGGAAAGACUAACCUUGGAAUCUGAUAUAAGUGUGUGGUUAAUUCUUUGAACCCUGAGCUCCCUGGUGGUAGGGGGUCCCCCACCCUAAGCUCCUGGGGGUAAUUUUGGGUAUCAAAUAGAAAUUUUAAAAGAGCUGGAAGAGGUAACUAAAAGUAAACUGUACUGUAUUUAUCCAUCCUCCCGCUUUUACAUAGA
Messenger RNA from Lineus longissimus, 4355 nucleotides. RefSeq lists its product as uncharacterized. The record is from RefSeq and is a predicted model, not a curated record. Gene Ontology annotation, biological process: proton transmembrane transport. Lineage: Eukaryota; Metazoa; Nemertea; Pilidiophora; Heteronemertea; Lineidae. Gene Ontology annotation, molecular function: voltage-gated proton channel activity. The transcript has 10 exons. Gene Ontology annotation, cellular component: plasma membrane. The coding region runs from base 28 to 2259 and encodes 743 amino acids.